AUGACCGUCCCAGAACCGUUCACCUUGGCGCUCCAUGCAGCCGAAAAUCGUCUGGCCGGAGAGACUGUCGAGACAUGGAUCAGGACUGCCGAGCGAAUUCCUACCACAGCCAUCCUGCCGCCCGGCCUAGACGCAGCAACCUGGACUGACGUAGUUGCUGCGUUUUGCGAUAUUCUUGGCAAUGACGGUGUUCUGACAGGCCACGAGCACCGCGUUCGCUAUGCUGACCCAUAUGCGGAGCUACAAGACGAAGGAGAACAGGAGAAGAGGGGUACGGCGGCCACUCUUUAUCCUGUCACUGUAGAGCACAUCCAGAGCAUCCUCAAGGUAUGCAACAAGCACAGUAUCCCUACCUGGACCGUAUCCCGAGGCAAGAAUCUCGGGUACGGUGGACCAGCAGCGAGAGUCAAGGGCUCGAUCAUCCUCGACCUGCAGCGGAUGACCAAGAUCAUCGACGUGAAUGACCGGUACUCGUACUACACCGUCGAGCCCGGGGUGACCUUUUUCGACAUCUACAGAGCAAUCCAGGAGAAAAAGGCCAAUAUGUGGUGCUCCUGCCCGGCCCUGGGCUGGGGUUCCAUCGUCGGAAACGCACUGGACCGUGGCUGGGGAUACACACCCGCCGGCGAUCAUUCCAAUCAGAUAUGUGGCAUGGAAGUGGUUCUCGCAGACGGAACCCUCGUGCGCACGGGUAUGGGCGCCCUGGAAGAUUCAGUCUGCUGGCCGCUGUUCCGUGGCGGCUACGGCCCCACCUAUGAGUCCAUGUUCAGCCAGAGUAACUUCGGGAUUGUCACGAAGCUGAGCAUCUGGGCCUCGCCAAGCCCGGAAGGCUACAUGAUCUGUCGCCUAGAUGUCGAGGACGAAGCCGACCUCAACCCCAUGAUUGAGAUUUUCCGAAAGCUGCUGAUGCAUGAUACCAUUCAAAAUCACCCAAUUAUUGGUAAUAUCCCACGCGAGAUGGCUAAGAAGGGCCCAAGAAGCAAAUUCUAUGAUGGCGACGGAGCGAUACCAGAUGCGAGGCUGAAGGAGAUACAGAGGGAGCUCGGUGUUGGGUUUUGGUCUGCACGGUUUGGCCUUUAUGGUCCAAGAGAGAUGAUUGAAUUUAACUAUAAGAGGUGCCAACGGGCAUUCGAACAGCUUCCCGGCGCGAAGGUCUCAGGCACGGCCUUUUACCCUCCAGAUGGCAAAGAGUACCUGAGCCCCGAGGAUCUUCCAGUUGAAUUCCGGACCGUGGAGACGGGCACGCCGAGCCUUCUGGCUUUGAAGUCGGUACAAUACCGUGGCGAAGACGGCGGACACGUCUCUUUCUCCCCCAUCCUCCCCCCGGAUGGCAAGGCGUCCUUGGAUUUCUAUCACGCCGCAAAGGCUUGUUGCGCAGAAUACGGGUUCGAGUACUUCGGCGGUCUGCAUCUCUAUGAUCGACACCUGGCCAUGAUCAACAUGAUCUACUUUGACCGGCAGGACGAAACAGACCGACAGAACGCCAACAAAGCGUUUGUGGAUCUGGUCCACCUCGCACGUAAGUACGGCUACAGCGAGUAUCGGGCGCACGUGGACUACAUGGACCUCGUUGCAGAGCAGUACGACUUCAAUGGACGGAGCUUGAUGACACUCAACCAGCGGAUUAAAGAUGCCGUGGAUCCGCAGGGUAUUCUGAGCCCGGGGAAGCAGGGAAUUUGGCCGAGGCAAUAUCGACAAGAGGCGCCGAAGCAGGAGCCUACAGGGGUACACAAUGCAUUGAAUGGGCUGGCAAUCCAGGAUACAAAUUAUGCACAGAAGCUGUAA
Molecule: messenger RNA, 1785 nt
Organism: Aspergillus campestris IBT 28561
Lineage: Eukaryota; Fungi; Ascomycota; Eurotiomycetes; Eurotiales; Aspergillaceae
Product: FAD-binding oxidoreductase
Exons: 4
Coding region: 1-1785 (594 amino acids)
Biological process (GO): lactate catabolic process
Cellular component (GO): mitochondrion
Molecular function (GO): D-lactate dehydrogenase (cytochrome) activity; FAD binding; D-lactate dehydrogenase (NAD+) activity
Source: RefSeq, a predicted model, not a curated record